UAGUUUUGCUUUUAAAGAUCUUUUAAACCAGAAUUUUCUUUAGAUUGAAGUUGUAUGUAAAUUUCAUCAUAACAUCAUGCUGAUUUAAUGUAAGCCUUGCACGUUAAAAUAACUUUUAGGCGUUUUAAGUUUUUCUCUCUUAGCAACAUAUUGUUGUUUGUAUAUUUUCUUCGUUGAGAUAUGUAAUUGUGUGUGAGAAAUUAAACACUUUUUUCAAUUUAUUUUGCAAUUGUGCUAAAGCUAACGUAAGUUUUCCUUAUGUCGAACAAAUAGGGGAUACUUCAAUACAUGAUAUGAGAAAUAACAUAAAAGCUUCAGAACAUUUAAGUUAAUCAAGACAAAAAUAACGUAAUUUAUGCGUAAAACAUAAAAAAACUAUUAACAUAAUUUUUUAACGUAAAACAUAAAAAUUUAUUAAGAUCCAUAAAAAUUGCCAGCAAAUUAGUGUGUUAGAAAAAUAGAAACUGAGAGAAGAUGUCGAAAACUCAAGAUAAAAACAGACAGAUAAGUGUUAAACUGCCGCUUAAUAAGCGAAGGGAACGUGUCAACUACGAAGUUCUCCGAGAAACUGGUUGCUUUUCUAUCGAUCGGGAAAGGAAAAUUUCUUAUGAUCGUUCUCAAAUGAAAUAUUACGUGCCAAGAGAAAAUCCCGUGUGGUUGGAUUUAAAUGUUGGUUUUGAGAGCACAAAUUUCAGAUCAAACAUAGUGGGUGAAUCGGAAAAAAUGGAUCACAUACUGAAAUGGAUUGUGCAAGAGAAGUUUCAAAUUUUCAAGACAGACAAGCCUGUUGAUUUCAUAUCUCAUCGUGGCACCUUGCGGAAGGCCAGCUUUUACCAUAUAACCCUGAACAGAUUAUCUGUGCUACGAAAUUCAAAGGAAAAAUUUACAUGGUUGCCUUUAAUUCUGAUUCAAGAAUCGCUAGUAAACCGGGAAAUGACAGAGAAGGAAAGAAGAAACACAUCCCUGGGGAUACAAAUUUGAAGAAUAUAUGACAGCAGAUGUGCCAUGGGGUGAAGCAAACGUGCUAUCUACAACUCACGAAAUCGAGGAAUUUUGUACCGUUGUCCAAUCUGAGUUGGCCGAUCACUCCAUUUUAUUGAAAGUGGAGAUCGACGGAAUGCACAGCGACCACGCCAAAAACCGUUCUGCAGAUCCCUCACGGUAUGUGGAAAUGAAAACUAUGUGGAAAUACCCAAGAAAUCGGCGGAUAAACAAUUUUAGAAGGAGGAAAUAUAUGGAGCAUUGGGCUCAUGCAUUCAUUGCUGGAGUCGAAGAUAACGUGUAUGGUUUGAAAGAUGACAACGGCAUUGUCACAGAAGUUGAAGUAUUGAAAACGCAUCAACUGCCGCGUUUGAGUGAGAAUUUUUGGUAUCCAGAAGAUCUGAUACAUUCUCUUGACAGCUUCCUUACUUUGCUGAAAAACGCUGUUACGCAGGAUAACCCGAAUGUUGUGUACAAGUUUGAUUGUACACCGGAAGAAAUCAAAUGCACCGAGAUGUGUAAUCCUGAGGAAAAAUACAAAUUAAUACCUGAAUGGUAUGUGAGAGAAUACAAUGAAAACUUUUGAUAAAGUCAGUUGCAGCUAUAUCUGUGUUCAAAACGAUGGAGAUAAUUGCAAGCACGUUUGCUCUAAACUAAUGAAGUUAACUGCCUGAACAUUUAUUCUUAAACGGAUCAAGAUAAUCGCGGGAACGUUUAUGCUGAAACUUGGUGAAGCGUAUAUUGCAGGCAAUGUUUCUUUUUAUAUUGAUAAAGCAAAUUACAAGAACGUUUAUACUUUUAGCCCUGUAAAACUUUAUUAACUUUUUGUCGCGUUUGAAGAAGUGAACAAAUAAAUGCUUCGAAAUAUUGGAGGAAAAAAAAAAGAAUAAAUAAAUGAAAAUAAGUGCUAACUAGAAGAAGUGAGGCAUAAGAAGUGUUUUUUAUUAAAACUAUCAAACUUAUACUUUGUUUUUAAUCAACGAAUGUAAAAAGUGCUUUUUUAUGACAAUAAAAAAUCAU
Uloborus diversus is the source of this 2001-nucleotide messenger RNA. Its product is annotated as decapping and exoribonuclease protein-like. Bases 989 to 1567 code for a protein of 192 amino acids. Gene Ontology annotation, biological process: NAD-cap decapping; nuclear-transcribed mRNA catabolic process. Gene Ontology annotation, cellular component: cytosol; nucleus. NCBI's taxonomy places the organism in Eukaryota, Metazoa, Arthropoda, Arachnida, Araneae, Uloboridae. Gene Ontology annotation, molecular function: mRNA 5'-diphosphatase activity. The record is from RefSeq and is a predicted model, not a curated record. The transcript has 6 exons.